Archocentrus centrarchus (flier cichlid) is the source of this 747-nucleotide messenger RNA. It is a transcript of the gene trappc2, whose product is annotated as trafficking protein particle complex subunit 2. The record is from RefSeq and is a predicted model, not a curated record. NCBI's taxonomy places the organism in Eukaryota, Metazoa, Chordata, Actinopteri, Cichliformes, Cichlidae. Gene Ontology annotation, biological process: endoplasmic reticulum to Golgi vesicle-mediated transport. The transcript is spliced from 5 exons. Bases 183 to 605 code for a protein of 140 amino acids.
AGCAUUUCUUCACGAGGGUGUUAGGAAAUAACUGUCACUUAAUCAACAGUAUUUAGUGCAGCAUAAAAAAUAGCUAUUUAAUCAUGUCGUCAUCAUUUUGCGACUGCUUUCUUGCUAUCUAGGAAGCGUAACCAACAGAGAUUAAUUUCAGGGCAGUAUAACUUUCCUAAGAAGAGAAGACGAUGUCUGGAAGCUUUUACUUCGUCAUGGUUGGUCAUCAUGACAAUCCUGUGUUUGAGAUGGAGUUCCUGCCAGCCGGGAAGCCUGAAUCAAAGGAUGAUCAUCGUCACUUGAACCAGUUUAUUGCACAUGCGGCCCUGGAUUUGGUGGAUGAAAACAUGUGGCUGUCCAACAGCAUGUACUUGAAAACUGUGGACAAGUUCAACGAGUGGUUUGUUUCUGCAUUUGUCACUGCAGGACAUAUAAGAUUCAUCAUGCUGCAUGAUGUGCGACAAGAAGAUGGAAUCAAAAACUUUUUUAACGAUGUCUAUGAUUUAUACAUCAAGUUUGCAAUGAAUCCAUUCUAUGAAAUCAACGCGCCCAUCCGCUCAACAGCUUUUGACAGGAAAGUCCAGUUUCUUGGAAAGAAGCAUCUCCUGAGUUAAUCACUUCACAAAAAGAUUUGAAUACAGUUGGUUUUUUUUUUUUUGUUGUAUAUACUUAAUACAGUUUUUUCCAUGUUUAGAAAUGUAAAAUGUAUUCAGAGCAAAAGUUGAUUUAUAUAAAAAUGUUUUGUCUGGUAUUUUA